UGUGCUGAUGAAGCGAGGACCUUCCGUUGGGAUGUGCGAGCCACCAGCCUGGGGGAGGUGAACAUCACCAUCAGCACCGAGGCCCUCAGCUCCAAGGAGCUCUGUGGCAAUGAGAUCCCUGUGGUGCCAGCCCAGGGGCACGUGGACACCGUGAUAAAGCCCUUGCUGGUGCAGCCUGGGGGGAUCCUGGUGGAGAAAGCCCACAACUCCCUGCUCUGCCAGGAAGCUGCUGAAGAAGUCUCCCUGGAGGUUCCUGCAAACAUCUUGGAGGGCUCCCAGCGAGCCCAUGUCACCGUGAUGGGUGACAUCAUGGGCAACGCUCUGCAGAACCUGGACCAUCUCCUGGCCAUGCCCUAUGGUUGUGGGGAGCAGAACAUGGUUCUCUUCGCCCCUAACAUCUACAUCCAGCAGUACCUGGAGAAGACUGGGCAGCUGCACCCUGACAUCCGCGCCAAGGCGCAGGGCUUCCUGCAGAGCGGUUACCAACGAGAGCUGCUCUACAAGCACAGCGACGGCUCUUACAGCGCCUUUGGGGAGAGAGAUCCCACAGGCAACACCUGGCUGACAGCGUUUGUCCUCAAGUCCUUUGGGCAAGCCAGAGCCUAUGUGGCUAUCGAGGAGCGGCACAUCACGGACGCGCUGCGUUGGCUGCAGAAAAACCAGCGGGAGACGGGCUGCUUCCGCAGCGUGGGAAAGCUCUUCAACAACGCCCUGCAGGGCGGCGUCUCGGAUGAGCUCUCUCUGUCGGCGUACGUCACGGCUGCGAUGCUGGAGCUGGGGCUCUCUCCCACGGACCCAACGGUGAGCUCAGCCCUGCGAUGCCUGGAGGCUUCUGCCACGGAUGACCCCUACACGCAGGCUCUGCUCGCCUACGUCUUUGGGCUGGCAGGGCUCAGGGGGCAGCAGCAAACCCAGCUCCAGCACCUGGACCAGCACAGCGUCCGUGCAGAGGGGCAGCUCUUCUGGCAGAGGAAAGGGAAGGCUCUACACCGCCCCCGUGGCGCUCCCGCCGCGCCAGCGGAGGUGGAGAUGACUGCCUACGUCCUGCUGGCCUACCUCUCCCAACCCCAAGUGUCCUCCGCUGACCUGGGGACAGCUUCACAGAUCGUCCGCUGGCUCACAAGGCAGCAAAACCCUUAUGGGGGCUUCGCCUCCACACAGGACACCGUGGUGGCCCUGCAAGCUCUGGCCAAGUACGCCGCCCUGACGUAUGGCAGCAACGGGAAUUUCACGGUGACCGUGACGCCCCCAACAGGCAACUCACAGGGCUUCGUGCUGCACGACAGCAACCGGCUGGUGCUGCAACGGGUGGCUCUGCGCGAGGUGCCGGGGACGUACAGGCUGCGUGCCCACGGGCAGGGCUGUGCCCUGGUGCAGGUGACCCUGCGCUAUAAUGUGCCGCCGCCUCCGAGCCCAGGGACGUUCGACCUCCGCGUGGAGACAGAGCCUGGGGAGUGCAGAGGGGAUGUCAGCACCAGCUUCCGCCUCCUCCUCCGGGCUCGUUACACCGGGGAGCGUCCCACCACCAACAUGGUUGUCAUCGAGGCCAAGCUGCCGUCUGGCUACACCCCGGAGAAGAGCUCUGUGGUGGAGCUAAAGAGGCAGAAGCUGGUGAAGAAGGUGGAGGUGCAGCCCGACCAGGUGACAAUUUACCUGGACCAGCUGACGAAGGAGGAGGAGACCUUUGCCUUCAUCGCCACGCAGGACUUCCCAGUGAGGAACCUCCAGCCGGCCACCGUGACGCUGUACGACUACUACGAGACGGGUGACCGCACAGAUGCCGCCUACAGCGCCCCUUGCAGCUCAGAGACAAACACCCGCCUGACUUCGGCCUCAGCACCCACCGUCGGGGACACUAACGCCUUCUCCGCAGGGGAGGAGCCGGCUGUGGUGAGAGACCCAGAGACGCAGCCAUGCAGCGAGCACGGGAAGGAGGUCGAGGCCAAAUAA
Molecule: messenger RNA, 1950 nt
Organism: Apaloderma vittatum (bar-tailed trogon)
Lineage: Eukaryota; Metazoa; Chordata; Aves; Trogoniformes; Trogonidae
Product: alpha-2-macroglobulin-like protein 1
Exons: 17
Cellular component (GO): extracellular region
Source: RefSeq, a predicted model, not a curated record